AUGUCUUUUGGGAGAGGUCUUUUGGGUUGCAAAUUUGCAAACAUUAAAAAAAUAAAUUUUUUAAAGGAAACAACACCAACACAAUUGAGAGGAACAUGUAGCUUUCUGAGUGAAGUUUCUUAUAUUGCUGUUAGCGUUAUUGGAAUGGGUAUGGGAAUGGAUUUAAUGUUGGGGAGGAAUUUGUUGGCUCUUGUUGGUUUUGGAGCCAUUCCUGGCAUUUUGUCUAUUUUCAUUGUUCUCCCGCUAAGUGAAUCUCCAAAAUUUUUAUUAUUAAAUCGAAAUGAUAGAAAAGCAGCAAUUAAGUCAUUGGAAUUUUAUCAAGGUUAG
Messenger RNA from Meloidogyne enterolobii, 327 nucleotides. NCBI's taxonomy places the organism in Eukaryota, Metazoa, Nematoda, Chromadorea, Rhabditida, Meloidogynidae. The record is from the annotation of a GenBank genome assembly.